Anguilla anguilla (European eel) is the source of this 2043-nucleotide messenger RNA. RefSeq names its product tetratricopeptide repeat domain 29 (gene ttc29). Bases 333 to 1742 code for a protein of 469 amino acids. The transcript has 11 exons. Lineage: Eukaryota; Metazoa; Chordata; Actinopteri; Anguilliformes; Anguillidae. The record is from RefSeq and is a predicted model, not a curated record. Gene Ontology annotation, molecular function: protein binding.
UUUAUACUAGUAGCGGCCGUGUGUGGUCAACAAGUGCGUGGUGAGCAGGAUAGUGGAAAACAGGCGUACCUUUAAAACCAGUACAUUUAAUAUUUUCUCAUUCUUUGUCAAACAAGUAAUCGCGGUGAUUGAACUACACACCUGAUAGAUAUUUUUAUUCACUUCGACUAGUUUCCAUUUUUUCAUGUUUAUGUUUUGUCAAUAAAAAUUCAAGUUUGCAACGUUAGCUAUAAAACGUUAGCAUUAAGUGGAUACUCUGUGGUUCGCUAGACUAAGGUUAAUAAAUAUUUAUAUUUUUUGAUCGUUGUGGGGGCAAUAAUCAGGCUUGGAAAAUGUUGACACCAGCUGUGCUUCGGGAUCACGUGCCCUUUUUGCCUCCCAUAAGAAACACAGACAAACUUUUACACUCUGGAGAAAAAACUCGAGGAAGACUCUCUCAGACAUCAAAAAUCAGGCCACAGACUAAAGGCAAAGAACCCGAAUCAGCUAGUCAAAUGGAAGACGACAGCAAGAAAUACAGCCUCACUAAAGAUGAGGUAGCACUUUUCCGUAACUCUCACAAGCAGAGCGUGUGUGUGGCCAUGCUGCGGCAGGGGCUGCACCGCUCCUUCAGCGAGCUCCUGGGCCUGACCCACCGCUGGAACGCUGUCCGGGACGCUUCCGAGCGCGGCUCCGACAUCUGGGAGCAGCAGCCUCUGGAAGAGCAGGACCACAAGCUGGAUCAGCUGCAGCUCUGCCUGACCCGCGCAGAGGCCGCCCAGAGAGCAGGCCGCUAUGAGGAGGUGUAUGAGAACCAGGUGGCCCUGGCCUGCUACUUUGUGGAGCCUGAGGACAAGUGGCUGGCGCACCACUUCUACGAGCGCAGCCUCCUUUCCGCUGCCAUGGUGACGACGGACGGGGGGAGGAGAGAGGCGGAGGCCAACUCCAACAUGGGCCACGUGUGCACGGAGCGAGGUCAGCUGGAAAGAGCUCAGGCACAUUAUGAAGCAUUCCAUCAUCUGACAGAGGGGCGGGGCUGGGAGGACGAGGCGGGACGAACCCUCCACUCACGCGCCUGCCAGUGUCUCUGGAGGAUUUACACGCUGCUCGCCGACAACAUGCUGGAGAAUAAAGACUACCAGCCCGCCAUCCAGACCCUGACUAAAGCCUUUCUGUUGGCUAAAGAAGGAGGAGACAAAGCGGUGGAAGGCAAGGCCGCGUAUCGAGUGGGCCUGGCCUACCAAAGCGUGGGGGACCACGAAACCGCUGAAACGUAUUUGAAUCUGUAUAUGGACAUUUCGGCAGAUUUGGGAGAUGAUGAAAGCCUGGGAACUGCUUAUAAGGCCGUUGCAAAGUCUCUGGAAAGCGAAGGCAAACUUGGGGAGAGUGUUCAGUACCUGGAGAAGUUUGUGGAGGUGUCUCAGGACGAGAGCUUGAAGCACAACCUGGAGGAGGCCUGCAUGUGCCUGGGAGUGUUUUUCUGUUCCAGAGGCCAGUAUGACAGGGGCUGCCAGCAUUUCCAGCGCGCGUACGAGAUAGCGCAGAACCUGCACAGCGUGGCUGUGCUGCAGAAGGCGCAGGUGUACCUGGGCACCGCCAGGGCCUGCAUGAUGAUGAGCACCUACAGCAGCCACGUCGCCCAGGCCCGGCACGUCCACACCUGCCGGCUGGUGGCCUGGAAAGAGAGCCGCAACGACACGUUCGCCCAGGCAGACGGAAGCAGAGCAGAGGUGAUGGGGAAGGUUCCAGGGUCCCGUAGAUAAUGCACAGCAGGCGACUUAUCAGCAGCUUCUCAUUAAUGAUAGGAUCACAACCACGUUAAUCACCACCUGAAGCAUAUUACUUGUGCUUAUUUUUCUUUUAUUUGUGCUUGUGUAUGAGUCUCUGCAGUUAAAUUUGCUCUAAAGAAAUGUUUUUAUAUUAAAACCAGCCUGAACGUCAGAACACACAAUACUUUGUUCUGAUAGAUUAGAACUGGAAUUGAUCAUUAUCAUUUUCAUAUUAAAUGUACAACAUGCAAUAAAACACAUUAUACAGGGACACAAGUGUGUAUGUUGUCUUCGU